Messenger RNA from Eruca vesicaria subsp. sativa (arugula), 999 nucleotides. The record is from the annotation of a GenBank genome assembly. NCBI's taxonomy places the organism in Eukaryota, Viridiplantae, Streptophyta, Magnoliopsida, Brassicales, Brassicaceae.
UGUUUCGCCAUUCUCUUUUCACCUUUCUGUUCCUUCUCUCUCUCAACCAUUUCCAUUUUGCUGUCUCUCUGAUCAUGGCUUCCUCUGCAUCCACUGAAGUGAAAUUUGUACCAGAAGAAGAUAAUUUCUUGCAAAGACAUGUGGCCUUCUUCGACAGGAAUAAAGAUGGCAUCGUUUAUCCCUCAGAGACAUAUCAAGGGUUUAGAGCAAUAGGGUGUGGGUAUCUCUUGUCGGCAUUCGCUUCUCUGUUCAUCAACAUGGGUCUAAGCAGCAAAACUCGUCCGGGAAAAGGUUUCUCUUUAUCAUUUCCUAUAGAGGUUAAGAAUAUCCAUCUUGCCAAACACGGCAGCGAUUCAGGCGUUUACGACAAGAAUGGAAGAUUUGUGGAAUCAAAGUUCGAGGAGAUAUUUGCAAAGCAUUCAAAGACACAUCCUGAUGCAUUGACGAACAAGGAACUCAAAGAACUCCUCAACUCAAACAAAGAGGCUAAUGACCGUAAAGGAGCGUUUGCUUCGUUUACGGAGUGGAAGAUCUUGUAUUAUCUAUGCAAAGACAAGAACGGUUUGUUGCACAAAGAUACAGUGAGAGCUGUCUAUGAUGGCUCUCUUUUUGAAAAACUCGAGAAACAAAGAGCUUCUAAGAAACAUGCUUAAACCACCAUUUUAAAAACAAACUCUUAUAUGCUUGUGAUUUGUGAAUCUGUGUUUAUUUAUAGAACUUUUUAUUAGUGAACAACGGUGUGAAGAUUGUAACGUUUGAUUUUCAAAAAUUUAUACUUUCCUUUUGGUGUGUAUUUGAUUAAUUGUUUAUGUUCUUAUCUCUUCCAAUAAAUGAUUAUAUACGUCAAAUUGAAGAUUAAUUUCAGUUUCCAUAUAUUGAUUUCUGGUCGCGAAAAGUAUACAAUUAGUAAUUAUGAGUGUUUGGUCGUUAAACAAAAUAUCAUGGAGCUUGUCACUAACAUCUAUUGCAAUCGCAUUAUGGAUUUUCAAAACAUCUUUU